CACACUCUCCCCUUCCCUCCCUCUCUUUUUUUUUUCUCUGUUUUUUCUCGCCCACCAAACACGACCCAAUAGCUAUCAUCAAGGCAUAGAAUCAGAAACCCCGUAUUGGGUUUUGUUUGGAUGCUCGAUUUCUUGGUGAUUCAAUUCUAGUUGUUUAAUUUCUCGUCCAGAAUAUUGAAGGUGACAUGCACCAUGUGAUGAUGUUGUUGUUGUGUCCAAUGCCAAUGAUGAGUAGCCAGGUGGUGAAGAGAGAGAGAGCAAAACUCGAAGCUUGCAUGACAUGUCCACUCUGCAAUAAACUCUUCAGCGAGGCCACAACCAUAUCCGAAUGCCUUCAUACCUUUUGCAGGAAGUGCAUAUAUAAGAAGAUAAUAGAUGAAGAGGUGGAUUACUGUCCAAAAUGCAAGGCUCAUUUAGGGGUUUCUCCACUGGAAAAACUCAGGGCCGACAACAAUUGGGAAGAUAUAAGGGCCAAGCUCUUCCCUUCUGACAGAAAAAAGGUCAACGCAGCUGCAGACCACAAUGUGCAAGAUAUAAAGGAAAAGACCGUCCCUUCUGAAACAAAAGAGUUUAAGGCACCUGCAGACCGCAAUAUGCAAGAUAUAACGCCAAAGCUCUUUCCUUCUGAAAGAGAACAGGUUAAGGCACCUUCUGUGUCCUCAGUAACAUUUCCAGCUAAAAGAAAGGAGAGGUAUCUGUCUUCAUUGGUGAUGAGUACACCUCAAGCAUCGUCCAGCUCUGAUAUGAGUGGAAGAAGAAGGUAUCCUACAAGAAGGAGUUUUACUCUACAAGAGUCUCUUUCCAUCCAGGAGCCUGAGAAGAAAGAGGAAGAUUUCCUGGAGAGACUUAACUCAUCAGGGACUCCAAAGAAAGAUGCAGUAUACACCAGACAGAAUUCUAUUGAGGGAUCAUCCAAGCAACACAUGGUUAACAAGGGUGUGGAGGACAAUGCUCAACCAGGGGUUGGGAAAGCUAAUUUGUGGAAACCAUUAAACCGCUCGGUGGAAGGUGCAAGCAAUACAAGUGCUGACAAGCUUCCUGUGCAACUUCCUGCUGCCGAAUCAGUGUUGUCUGAUAACGUCAACAAAGAAACACGUGAGAUUAAGGCCAUUCCGGAACAUGAUAACAUAUCCAAAGUCCAUGGCAAUGAAAAUGAAUCUAAUCCUGCACCAUCAGGUUCAGUGACAUUUAGGAAAGCACAACGUGGCCGAAAAAGAAAACCAGCUGCAUCCCAGGGACUUAAUAUUUCAGCACAGUAUGUCAUUGAUGCAAAUAAUAAAUGCGAAAGAAGAUUUAAGCCAAUUUGGUUCUCUUUAAUUGCUUCCAAUCACCAGGACGGCUAUGCGCCCUUGCCACAGAUACCCUCAUGCUACUUGAGAGUCAAGGAUGGCAAUUUACCUGUUUCUUUCAUAAAAAGGUAUCUGGUAAAAAAGCUGGAACUUACUAGCGAGGAUGAGGUGGAGAUCUCAUUGCUAGGUAAGCCGGUAAUUCCUACAUUGCUACUGCAGAACUUGGUGGACUUGUGGUUACGGACAACACCAGCAUCACAAAUAAUACAGACCUCCCCAGGAAGCUCAGCAAAGGAAUAUGUAAUGGCCCUCACGUACGGUCGAAAAAUGCAGCUCCAGUAGACCUGUUUUGGCUGUCCUUACGGUCGCAAUUCCCGUUAAAAGGAUGCAGUCGAGACAGUCUCAGCUGCUUUCACUGUUUGUUCUCAGCAUGCAUCUGCACUGAACAUUUCAUUUGUUUUUCCUUUUCAUCCCUGCAUGCAUUAUAUGCAUAUACUGCUUUGCAUGCAGUGUGAUGUACCCGGUACUUCAUAGUUCAUACUCCAGCAGGUUUUCUCGUUUUGUAGAAUUUUCUCACAGCAAAACCACAGAUUUUGAAAAG
Molecule: messenger RNA, 1890 nt
Organism: Prunus mume (Japanese apricot)
Lineage: Eukaryota; Viridiplantae; Streptophyta; Magnoliopsida; Rosales; Rosaceae
Product: E3 ubiquitin protein ligase DRIP2-like
Molecular function (GO): ubiquitin-protein transferase activity
Source: RefSeq, a predicted model, not a curated record